CAGGCCAGUAUAAAACAUUUCUGUGGCCCUGGCCGACCGUAGCUGUUUCCGAAUUUCUGUCCUCCUGGGAAAAAUCGCCCUGAGCCACAAGUAUGUCUAAAAGUGUAGCCAAGAUUACUUUCUAUGAUGACAAGAACUUCCAAGGUCACCACUAUGACUGUGACAGUGACUGUGCUGAUUUCCACACCUAUCUGAGUUGCUGUAACUCCAUCCGAGUGGCCGGUGGGGCCUGGGUAGUUUAUGAAAGGCCUAAUUUUGCUGGGAACAUGUACAUCUUAACUCAGGGCGAAUACCCUGAUUACCACCACUGGAAGGGGCUCAAUGACCGGCUUAGCUCCUGCAAGGUCAUCCAUCUGUCGAGCGGAGGUCAAUAUAAGCUUCAGAUCUUUGAGAGGGGAGACUUCGGCGGGCAGAUGUAUGAAACCACCGAGGACUGCCCUUCCGUCAUGGAACAGUUCCACAUCCGGGAGAUCCAGUCCUGUAAGGUCCUGGAUGGGGUCUGGGUCUUCUAUGAACAGCCCAACUAUCAUGGCCGGCAGUACUUCCUGGAGAAGAAGGAGUACCGGAAGCCUGUGGACUGGGGCAGCCCAUGCUCUGCCGUUCAGUCCUUCCGCCGCAUCAUGGAGUGAGGGAGGGUGCCCGGGGACUGGGAGCUGAGGCUGGAGCCACGGUCUGGUGGGCAAAACCCCAACUGUAAAUAAAGCAAUGAGAAGC
This is a messenger RNA of Sarcophilus harrisii (Tasmanian devil), 714 nucleotides long. It is a transcript of the gene CRYGS, whose product is annotated as crystallin gamma S. The transcript has 3 exons. NCBI's taxonomy places the organism in Eukaryota, Metazoa, Chordata, Mammalia, Dasyuromorphia, Dasyuridae. Gene Ontology annotation, molecular function: structural constituent of eye lens. The record is from RefSeq and is a predicted model, not a curated record. The coding region runs from base 93 to 629 and encodes 178 amino acids. Gene Ontology annotation, biological process: lens development in camera-type eye; visual perception.